AUGUAUGGAUGGUAUGAACUGCCCAAACAAGAAUUCUUGAACAGCGAACAACCAGUUCAGAUAUUCACGACCAAGAAGUACUGGAUUCUCUUUCGGAUAGGCCCUGAAAGGAGAAGGAAGGCUGGAAUGCCAACAGGCGUCUAUUAUUGA
Olea europaea var. sylvestris is the source of this 150-nucleotide messenger RNA. The record is from the annotation of a RefSeq genome assembly. Lineage: Eukaryota; Viridiplantae; Streptophyta; Magnoliopsida; Lamiales; Oleaceae.